Messenger RNA from Sorghum bicolor (sorghum), 546 nucleotides. RefSeq lists its product as uncharacterized. The transcript has a single exon. The coding region runs from base 1 to 546 and encodes 181 amino acids. The record is from RefSeq and is a predicted model, not a curated record. NCBI's taxonomy places the organism in Eukaryota, Viridiplantae, Streptophyta, Magnoliopsida, Poales, Poaceae.
AUGGCAUGUUUCGUUCCCAGUGAUAGUAUUUGCUGGAUGUUUUGGACCGUGCUGCACGACUGCAAGCCCUGCAACACACAUGUGGAUACUCACUCCAAGUUGUCCAUUGCUGACGGUAUGUCGGUAUCUAAUUCUACUAACUACCGCAACAUCACUGGCACUUUGCAGUAUCUUACUUUUACUCGUUCAGAAAUCGCCUAUGCUGUUCAGCAAGUGUGCUUGCGUAUGCAUAUCCCCCGAGACCCUCAUCUUGGUUAUACGAAGAGGAUCCUGCGGUACUUACAGGGCAGCAAGGGCAACAAGGAUCUCAGCCUCCAUCUCUACCAGACUUUGCCGAUUGAUCUUAUAGUUUACUCAGAUGCUAAUUGGGCCGGAUGCCCUGGUACUCGAAAGUCUACCUCCAGUUAUGCUAUCUUCUGUGGGGAUAAUCUCAUCCUCUGGUCCUCCAAGCGCCCGACGACAGUGUUCGGUUCAAGUGCUGAGGCCAAGUAUCGCGUUGUGGCCAAUGUCAUCGCUCAAGCCUUGGCUACGCCAGCUCUUGGGUGA